Messenger RNA from Penicillium arizonense, 912 nucleotides. RefSeq lists its product as uncharacterized. The record is from RefSeq and is a predicted model, not a curated record. Bases 1 to 912 code for a protein of 303 amino acids. The transcript has a single exon. Lineage: Eukaryota; Fungi; Ascomycota; Eurotiomycetes; Eurotiales; Aspergillaceae.
AUGCGCAUCGCAGUUGCCGGUGCUGGCGACCUAGCCAAAUACCUUGUGGAGGAGCUCCUCGCCGCUUCCCAUGAAGUCGUCGUGCUAAGCCGAAGCUCAAAACCCUGGUUCGAACGCCGUGACAUCUCUUUCCGUCGAACUGACUACUCCGUCCCAUCAUUGGCCGUAGCUCUGGAAGACUGCGAUGCCCUGGUCUCCGCGCUGCUCGACUACUCUCUCGGCAGUGCCACCACGCAUCUCGCCCUAUUGGAAGCCUGCCAGCAAAGUUUGAAAUGCAAGCGAUUCCUACCUUCUGAAUACGGCGGAAAUAUCGAUCUAUACCCCGACUCGCCACAGUUCUACUACGCCAAUCACGAGCCUGUGCGCCAGGCGUUGCGUGCACAAAGUGAUGUCAUGUGGACGCUUUUCAAUAUGGGCUGGCUGUCCGACUAUUUCGUACCGGCUGGCUCACGAUAUAUCCGUGAUAUCGGUGAAUUCCACCCUGUCAAUUUUAAAACGGGCACGAUAACCAUCCCGGGGACCGGCGAGGAGUUGAUUUCUUUUACUGCUGCGCGUGAUGCGGCGAGGGCUAUUGCGCGCCUAAUUGAUCAGGAUAAUUGGGAGCCCACUACUUUUGUAUGUGGUGAAACGACCACCUGGAAUAUGGUUGCGCAGUUGCUGGCCAAGUAUGGAAAGAACCUGGAGGUCCGUUAUGUAACCCUUGAUAGUCUGCGGAAUUCGAUCAAGCAAGGGAGCCCAGGUGAUGACGAUGUCAUUGCGGCGCAAUAUGCCGAGUUCUCUCUGGCUGGUGGAGCUAUUCUACCCCAGGAAAAGGUAGAACGUCAGAUGAGGGAAUACUUCAAUGAUCUGAAGUUUCGAUCAGUGGAGGAAGUGGUACGGGAAGCGGAACAGCAUCCGGGGACUAUUGUUUAG